This is a messenger RNA of Cyclopterus lumpus (lumpfish), 582 nucleotides long. RefSeq names its product recoverin 2 (gene rcvrn2). Gene Ontology annotation, molecular function: calcium ion binding. NCBI's taxonomy places the organism in Eukaryota, Metazoa, Chordata, Actinopteri, Perciformes, Cyclopteridae. The record is from RefSeq and is a predicted model, not a curated record. The transcript is spliced from 3 exons. Bases 1 to 582 code for a protein of 193 amino acids.
AUGGGAAAUACUACCAGUAGCGCACUAUCAAAGCAGAUCCUGGAGGACCUCCAGCUCAACACCAAAUUCACUCAAACUGAGAUCUCCCAGUGGUACGAGAACUUUCAGAAGCAGUGCCCCACGGGACGCAUUACACCAGAAGAGUUUGAGCAGAUCUACACCCGCUUCUUCCCUGACAGCGAUGCCAAGAGCUACGCACGACAUGUGUUUCGCUCCUUUGACACCAACGAUGAUGGCACUUUGGACUUCAAGGAGUACAUCAUCGCACUUCACAUGACUUCCACUGGGAGAACGACACAGAAACUAGAGUGGGCCUUCUCACUGUUUGAUGUGGACAAGAACGGAUACAUCACCAAGACGGAGGUGACGGAGAUCUGCCAGGCCAUAUUUAAGCUGAUCCCCAAGGAGGAGCAGUGCAAGCUACCAGAGGAUGAGAACACACCAGAGAAAAGAGCCAACAAGCUGUGGUCGUACUUCGAAAAGAAAGACAACGAGCGACUGGCCGAAGGAGAGUUCAUUCAAGGAGUGAUUGAAAAUGAUAAUGCCAUGCGUCUUAUCCACUAUGAACCAAUUAAACAAUAA